This is a messenger RNA of Recurvomyces mirabilis, 2520 nucleotides long. RefSeq lists its product as uncharacterized. Gene Ontology annotation, molecular function: nucleic acid binding. Gene Ontology annotation, biological process: galactose metabolic process. The coding region runs from base 1 to 2520 and encodes 839 amino acids. Lineage: Eukaryota; Fungi; Ascomycota; Dothideomycetes; Mycosphaerellales; Teratosphaeriaceae. The record is from RefSeq and is a predicted model, not a curated record. The transcript has 2 exons.
AUGGCCUCGAGCACCACCAACAUGCCUGCCCAGAAGCUGUCAUUCGCUAAGAUCGCUGCUGCGGGCCUCAAACCGAGCAAUAUCCUGGCGCGCUCCAGCAACCCAGCAACCGUGCACAAGCAGGCAAUCACAUCGUCACCACGCCCCGGCGCACCACAACGCACAGCUGCAGCAAAGCCGAAGUCUGCCGAACCCACGGUGCAGUCAGACAGAGUGGUGCCAUCCUCCGUGUCGCGUUCGAAUGAGCCAAGCCAGAUGAUCUCAGCAAACCCGGCGGUGCAAAUCGACAAGGUUGACAACACUCCAGCGAAAGCGGAAGGCACUUCCGAUACUACUGGACUUGUCGCACCUGCCGCAGCCGACAAUACUACUACUGUACUGUCAUCCAGUAGUGGCUCUGCAAGACCUCCAAGUCUAGAUGACAAAAGCGUGACUUCUGGCACCACCUUCGCGCUGGACGAAAAGGAGUCUUUACGACCCGAUGAUAGCGCAAGUCUGGUAGCCGGCGAUGAUGAAGAUGCUCUCAUUACGUCUACAAUGCCUCUACCCGGUCCGGUUGUGUAUAGCGAUGAUGGCUCGCGCGCCUUCCGAGAUCAGCUCCGCGAGAUUACGCAGAUGAAGCCACCACGCGAUAUCCUUCCCAACCAAGCUUUAGGCCCUGCAAUACAAGCGGCUAAAGCCUUCUUGUACGUCCCUCCUCCGACUCUUGGAAUUGGUAGCAUUUCACGUGGUGGCGACGUAUUCGAUCUCUCGGGCACAGUUCCCGGUCCUCCAGAUCCAAAGCUCCUGGAGGCACUCGACAGCCCACGCGAUCGGCUGAUGGUUAUGAAGCUGCAAACGGACAUCAUCGAUUUCGUCAACGACGCAAAGGAAGUAUCACUCAUCUUGCCGCAAACCAAUGCAUAUCACCGUAUGCUUGCUCACAAAGCUGCCGACUACUAUCUUCUUGGGCAUGUAAUGGACGACUCGGCUUGUGGCGUUCGCCUUUUCAAGACUGCAAAUACCUGCCUCCGGCUACCGCUCAUCGGUACUACCACUCCCUCUACCGCAGCCAGCACGCCCCCUCCCAAUGCUCCGCAGAUGAAGAUCUUACGUCGCGGUAUGGAGAGUGGCCCAGCUAUCGUCAAUGGCUCCAACAUUACAUCCAAGACGACAUCCGAUAGUGGCGAAGGUGACGAUGACGACAAGAAAAAAGCUACCAUGACGCGUGAGGAGCGAGAGGAAAGGUAUGAAAAAGCGCGCUUGCGAAUCAUGGGCCCGGCGAAGUCGACAGAUGGAUUGGAGGAGCAGAAACCCACAGAUAGCUCGCGCUCGAGUUCUGCUGCCGGCAAGAAGGGCAAGAAGAAGCCAAGGUCAGACAGCGAGGACGGCUUUGAGGCACGUUCGGCUUACGGUCAAUUCUUUCCGACUUCUCAUAACCCGAAUGGCUUCACGCCUGGCCCCGGCCCAUACUCAGGCCUUGGUCACCAUUUCACGCCACAACAUCAAGCUUAUCCUGGGUAUGGAAGCAUGGGCGGCUUCCAACAGUACCCGACUACCGUACAGCCUGGCAUGGUCUGGCCCAUACCUGCUUUCCCGACAACGAACUUCCCGCAGCAAAGCUACGAUCUCUCCGCGGAGUUCCAGCGCGCCAUGUCUUUGCAGCAUAACGCGACGUCGUCCAGCUCUGUUACCUCUCCGAAUGGUUAUCCUCAACAAGGAUAUGGUGGCUCACCAUGGGCGCCAGCAAAUCACACCAUGGCACAGCAGACAUCAGCUACCGGCAACGGCUACCUCAAUGCUUAUGGUCAGUACUCUACCCCUCAAUCUAGCGCACAGGAUGCGCAGCCAUACCAAUUCGGCCAGCUGCCCAGCCAGCAUUUUCCCGGCAGACCUGCGAAUAAGCUUGAGCAUCCACUUCCAGGCAGCUACAAAGGCAAACACUUCGACCCGCAAAGCCAGGCUUUCGUGCCACACCAGCAGACUGCCGCUACAAACCAGCCUAGCGGAACACCUACCACUGGUAGCUCGGUCAUCAAUGGGGCUACUAUCCAUGAACUAAAUGUCCAGGCUCAUCGCCAGCCGUCAGCGUACGGUCAAGGCUCUGUCUACAGCUCCUCACGUCAGCCAUACGGCCUGCCUAUGCAAGCACCAUCGCAGUCUCAGCCCAUGCUGCAUCCUCUGCCACAGCCCGUCUUUCCUCGUCAGGCGUCACCGAAUCUACCACUGCCCGCCAAACCAGGCUCUGCUCUCGCUGGUUAUGGCACGACGCAGCAGCAACAAGCGAUCACAAUGAUGAAUGGCACGCCUACUUCGACAGGUCCAAGCAGUAUCUCGAAAUGGGGUGCACCCGCAUCUUUGCCCGCCAAGCCGCCACCACCGAUUGAAGUCAUCGAUGCCAACAGCCACGCUCAGCAGCACAAUAGGCAAGUAUCGUACAGCUCAUUCACUGCCGGCAAAAAUCCAAGUGGUAGCUUUCAAGGUCUGGGGUCAUCACCAGCAUUCGCCGCCACCAAUGUCAGUGGGGCACAGAGACAGUGA